Molecule: messenger RNA, 1212 nt
Organism: Brassicogethes aeneus
Lineage: Eukaryota; Metazoa; Arthropoda; Insecta; Coleoptera; Nitidulidae
Source: the annotation of a GenBank genome assembly
AUGGGAAUGAUAACUAGAAUUCGCGGUAGGUUACGAAGUUUACACACCAUUCCCAAAUUGGACCCCGAAAUAAGGGACGAGAAAAUUGCAGAAACAGUAUGCCUCCUAUCAGUGUUAUUCUUGCUACCGUACUGUUCAAGAGGACACUCUCCACUUUUAGUGAGCUUAGGAGGAUGGUGCGUAGCAACUUAUUCCUGUUUAGUACUUCCGGUGAUGAUUUCCGCAAACUACAAAUAUCCUGUACGAUGGAUACGACAGCUUAUUGCGAAAACACCAGGAAUAUUACGGCAAUAUUCAGCUCCAACAUGGUCUGUAAUAAGCAAAGUAUAUGCACCUCUGGACAAAUGCGAAAGAAUUUUUAUGAAAAUGAACAAUAUUUCCAAUUUGACAACGCAGCUGGUUUUCUUCAUGAUGUGCGACCGAGUGCUCCUCUGCAGCUUCGGCGGUACCAACUGCCCGGAGAAGAAAAUAACCGGCCUCUACACCUUGAUGUUCUACAACGUCAUAGCCUACUGCGUGAGCUACAUCAAGGAACUCAUCCAGAAGGAGGAUUGGAGCAUCACAGUAAACAUGGCGCCGAAUAGCAAGUUAAAGCAUGUUGCCAUGUCGGCCACCAAAAUCGUCUUGGAGUGGACAAAAGCAGUAACUUUCAUUAUCACCGUGACUUUCAUGCUGCUGGUGUUUGGAUUGGAGCAAGGGUUGCAACAUUACCAGCCCACUUUGCUGUAUACUUUGACGACAUGGUCGUAUUACCUCUGCACUGAGAAGAUUUUUGUGGACUUGUUUCUACCACUUUUACUCCUACUAAAACUAAAAUCCUUGGAAGCGUUGGAAGCAUUUUAUGCACCUGUAAUACUAAGAUACUACACCAUAGCACUAGCAACUAUUCUAGUCUCUAUACUAACAUUCUACGGGCAAAUUAGAUUCACUAUAUUAGCCUUUUAUCUUACCGUGUAUCUUAAAACUAAAGAUAUGGUUUUAAACUGCCUCAAAAACCUCAAAGACGAACAAGCAAUGCUAGGAAAAUUCAGAUACGCAACUGAAGACGAAAUAGAAAAUUGUGAUGACGUGUGUGCUGUGUGUCUUAUGCCUAUGAAAAGAGCCAGAGUAACACCGUGCCAUCAUCUAUUUCAUGCAAGUUGUCUAAGACAGUGCCUAAACAAUUGUAUGAUUUGCCCUAUAUGCAAACAGGAGUACACUUUUAUAUAUUAG